Pocillopora damicornis (cauliflower coral) is the source of this 3595-nucleotide messenger RNA. Its product is annotated as diacylglycerol lipase-beta. The record is from RefSeq and is a predicted model, not a curated record. Gene Ontology annotation, molecular function: lipase activity. Gene Ontology annotation, biological process: diacylglycerol catabolic process; arachidonate metabolic process. Lineage: Eukaryota; Metazoa; Cnidaria; Anthozoa; Scleractinia; Pocilloporidae.
CGUACAUAAGGAGACUUCCUUUAAAGAAUUGUUGAUGGCUUGACUCGCCCCAAAAAAGCACUUCUUUAGUGAUUUUUAUAUAAAUUACCCUGGUUUUCCAAGGGAUAAGUACGUUUAAUCCAUAGGAAAGUUUCUCGUCAAAAACUUUUGUGGGGAAACCCUUCUAAGUGGAAACAUUCACGUGGAUGCUUCCUUCUUUCAUCAAAACAUGCCGGGAAUUGUUGUAUUUAGGCGUCGCUGGAUGGUUGCAAGCGAUGAUUUGGUUAUUCCGUUUGGAAUUGCUUUCGUCCUUAGAGGAAUAUGGAUGAUUGUAUUGUCAUUAGCUGUUGGUAUCUAUCAUGGCUUUUACCACCUGCACCAAGCUGACAAAGAAGACCAACAUAUUUGUGAACAGACCCUAGAUUAUUUUAUGGGAGGCUACUUAGCCCUUCUUUUUGCAACAAAUAUUAUGGAACUUUCCAUUGCAUGGAUGAGUGGAAAGGGGUCCAUCAUGGACACUGAACCUCGAAAUCUAAUACCACAACUUCUCUAUGUUCGUCUUGUCCUUGCUAUCUUGGAAGUCCUAUGGCUUUCAAUAGGGAUAAAAUGGAUAUUUAUUGAUGGCACAACAUGUGAAUUGACUCAUGAGAUUUAUAUUUCAAGAGCAAUUGUGAUUUUCAACUGGCUGUUUUUAUUUACAGUUAUGGUUAUUAUAUAUUGUAUAUUUGACUCUGCUGGGAAAAUGUGGGUUGAUUUUAAUGAGGCACAGCUAACAGGAGAUAGUAUAGAUGCUUCAGUCAGUUAUGGUAACCACAUCAUGCGCAAAUAUGAAAAACGUUGGGAAGGAUGCUUCAAGCGAUGUUUUUGUUGCUCUGGAGUAGGACAAGGAGAUGAUAAUGUCUUUACCUUUAUUGGAAGGAAGCUUGCAGAAUAUUUCCAAGAUUUGGAUGUUGUUCCAUCAGACUUUGCAGCUGGACUUGUUUUGCUAAGAAAGUAUCAGAAACAACAAGAACACUAUGCCCUGAUGAAGGCAAUUGAGCAACAACAAGUUCUAGAUUCUCAGAAAGGUGUCAAAAAGUCAUCACUACGCUUUCAAAGAACAAACACAUCUAGAGCACUGAACCUCAAAGACAAGAAAGAACUGCUUCUAUUCAAGGAUGUUGUUUACUACAUGAACUAUGCAUUGUCUGCUUAUGGUUGGCCAAUUUACAUGAAGAACAAUGUAGCUUGUGGAUGUUGCAAGCUCUUAAAAAGUUUCAGGUGUUGCUAUCCAUGUCGUCAUCCAGACCCCAGGUCACAAAAGUUUGUUGACAUUGAAAGUGACAACUGCUGCCGAUGUAAUUACUCAGCCCUAAAGAGGAUAGCUAACAUUCACAAUAGUGAUGUCAUUUAUGUCAGCUAUCACAACAAACUCUUUGAAACACCUUUCUUUGUGAGUGUGGAUCAUGUUAAAAAAGCCAUCGUAGUCACAAUCAGGGGAACUUUGUCACUUCAGGAUAUCCUUACAGAUUUCUCCGUUGAGCCAGAAAAAAUUCCCUUGGAUGAUGGAGAUCCAACUUGGUUUGGACACAAGGGCAUGAUAAGAGCUGCCCUCUACCUCAAGAAAAAAUUGGAGACUGGCUAUUUAGCUCAAGCUUUUCAUUCUGAUCCGGAGAGGCACACUGAAUUGUAUCGCCUCAUUGUGGUCGGUCACUCACUCGGUGCUGGGACAGCAGCUAUUCUGGCCAUGUUACUGCGACCGUCUUACCCGGAUCUUUUUUGUUAUGCCUUCUCACCACCCGGAGCCACCUUGAGUCUACCGGCGGCAAAGUAUGUCCGUGAUUUUGUCAUCUCAGUCGUCAUUGGGAAAGAUAUGAUUCCAAGAUUGAGUCUUUACACUAUGGAGGAUCUUCGGAACAAGAUAAUGGCCGUGAUAAAAUAUUCCACCACUCCAAAGUGGAAGAUUUUACGUGGAUGCGUUUGCCGUUGUGCAUUCGUGUGCUGUUAUGGGUGCAGAUGUGUCAACUGUGAUGCUCAGCUACGAGAUAGUGAGGCAGACUGGGAACACUUCCAGUUGCCUAGCAACAAGGACUCUCAGACACCACCAUUCUUUCCACCUGGAAGAGUAAUUCACGUGGUCAAAACUGUGUCCGUUCCAGGCCGAUGCGGUCGGAAGGGGACCAUAUUCGAACCGGUUUGGGCUGACUUACAGGACUUCCAGACGAUUCAAAUCUCAGGCCUUAUGUGGGAGGACCACAUGCCAGACUUUGUUCUAAAGGCGCUAAAUCAGUGCCUUCCCUCCAAGGAACAGGAAGAGAGUGUUCUUUCAGCCCCAGAUUCACCAUUUCCUAACGUACUAGAGGUCCCUCCUACAGGAUUUGUGGCGCCUAAUCACUUUCAUAAGCAAAAUAAUCACAUUGCGUCAAGAUCACUUCGAGAAGCGAAUGCGGUCUGUGAUACAGAUGACGAAGUACUCGAGAGAGUUAUUUCUACUGACUCGCUGGCGUUGGAACUGAAUCACCCCUUAUGGCGGGUAGCUGCGCUGUCUUCAGAGUCACGUAGAGCACCGAUUGCGCGCCCGGAAAGCGGCUUUGAGGAUUCCGAUUUAGAAGAAAGUGCACCAUCUUCGCGGGUUUCCGCCACCUGGGCUAAUUACAUACUUCCUUCUGUCCCGCAAAGCACUGAUAACGUUGUCAUAGACAUUCAUCCGCGUCCUCGCGCGAACACAGACCUUUCUGAGUCACCAACCUCAGAAAGAUUCACGAAACUUUAUAACGAUACAAGUAAGGCUACCUCUUCUGGUUCAAUUUCGACAAAUAUUUCUUGUACGCCCCGAUCAAACGGGGCUCCACCUCCUAAACCUCCACGAACAUUCGAGACAGAAAGGUCCGAGGGGAGGCAGAGUUUCAGAUAUAAACCGCCGCCGAAGCCGCCGCGAACUUACGAGUACGACUCUCAAAUUCAAGCGAACUUUUCUUCAUCUUUGUAUUGGAAUUUUCCUCGUCCACGAGCACAACGGUAUCAGACUCAGUUUUCGUCUCCAGAUCUGGACGGAAGUAAUCUUUCCUCUGACUCGUUGGAUGGAAAAGAAUCUGGAGAAAUACUUCCUCCUUAUAGUCCACAUCGUAAACAAAAACAGUUUACUUUUCGGAUAAUCAACGACCAUGUGAACGGUGACCUUGAACACAAUAGAGAAAAUUCCUCUUUCUCUAAACAAAGUUGUCAUUUAAAUGGCGAUGCUAUCCGGAGACCGAAGGCACGGUCGAUUGAGUCAUCGGGCCCCGAGUCUCGGUUUUCGGUUUCGGAUUCGGGUCUUCAUAUUUCACAAGAAGAGGAAUUCUUACUAGGAUCUGUUAAACCGCGCGGGGGAAGGCGAAAAAGAAAGCCGAUUAAACAAGCCACUUCAGAGAUACUCCAGCACUCAUGCUCCACCGCAGACCAGCCUCUGACCACGCGAAGAACUGAUGCGAAUUUUUUAGAGACCACUUUAUAGCAUAGCUGGAAGUUAUGGGGAUUUGUAAGUUGUAAAGCCUUAGUUUGCACAUGAAGGGAAGUCCCGUUUGUCUACUCCCUAGGUUUAGUUUUAGUGGAGAGAGAGGUUAACAAUAGUUGUGAAAUAUUUUAAAUUAUUAAGUAA